CACACACGCACGCACGCACAAACACACACACACACACACACACACACACACACACACACACACACACACAGCCCCAUCGGAGUGCACAAACAACGUUUCACUUCACACACUAAAGCUGCAGCAGGAUGGCAUGGUUUCUUCUGCUCCUUCUCACUGUGUUGCACAGUGGAGGCAGCAUUCACGUGAACAUGGAGGACCGAGACUGGGACUGGGGCUCUGGCCUCCAUGAGCUGCUGCACAGCUUCCCUGCUCACAGUCCCUUUGUCACAGAGACACCUGAACAUGCAGCAAACUGCACACAACGUUUCUGGCUCCCACCAUCCUCUCCUGUGUGCUGGGAAAACAUAGCAGGGCCAGAGGAGUUCGAGGAGACACGUCUGCUGGUGCUGCAGAACCGAGCGGCGCUCCAUGCUGUGACUGAGGCCAGCGGCCUAGAGGAGGGAGGAGACUCAUAUGAGCAGCAGGCCAUGGUGGAUGUCCAAGGGGUUCGGGAAGAUCACCUCAGUAUUUCUCAGACUGUAGAAUCCAUGCAGAAAGUUUUCUUCAACCUGGAUGCGAAGAGGAAAGAGGGUGAUGAACAUGAUACUUUAAUUGCAAGUUUAAAGGAGCAGAUUACAAACACGGGGAACACCAUAAAUGGCAGGGAAGAAAUGGCAGCUCUUUUGGAGCAGCAUCUCUUUAAUCUCGAGAGGACACUGAAUGCCAUACAACUUCGACUAACCCGACUACUGAACCAGUAAAUGACAUUCUAGCAGAUGACUGACACUCAGCGCAGUGCAUGCUUGUGAGGACGCAGGAUUUUACACCUAAAGCAUGACUCUUUCUUUUGUAUUAGACCUGUUUCACUCUUAGGAGUAAGUGAUAUGAAGAUAACACUUUUAUAACUGCAUUUUAAACUUACUCUUAGGAGAAUCUAAUUGGAUGUUGCUUGAUAGGUGUCUGUAUGAUUUAUAAUUAAACAUAAAAUUCCUUUUUUGUAUGUU
Tachysurus vachellii is the source of this 983-nucleotide messenger RNA. RefSeq lists its product as uncharacterized. The transcript is spliced from 3 exons. NCBI's taxonomy places the organism in Eukaryota, Metazoa, Chordata, Actinopteri, Siluriformes, Bagridae. Bases 126 to 740 code for a protein of 204 amino acids. The record is from RefSeq and is a predicted model, not a curated record.